Molecule: messenger RNA, 2055 nt
Organism: Acinonyx jubatus (cheetah)
Lineage: Eukaryota; Metazoa; Chordata; Mammalia; Carnivora; Felidae
Gene: ZBTB42
Product: zinc finger and BTB domain containing 42
Exons: 1
Coding region: 217-1431 (404 amino acids)
Biological process (GO): regulation of transcription by RNA polymerase II
Cellular component (GO): nucleus
Molecular function (GO): protein binding; DNA-binding transcription factor activity, RNA polymerase II-specific; RNA polymerase II cis-regulatory region sequence-specific DNA binding
Source: RefSeq, a predicted model, not a curated record
GGCCGGGCGGCGGGCGGGGACGCGGGCGUCGGGGGACGCGGCGCCCCGCGGAGAAGUUCGGGGGCGGCCCGGCGGGGACGCGCGCAGGUUCGCGCCCCGAGACCCGCCCCGCGGCCGGCGGCUUCUGUUUCACUCGCGGGCGAGCCGGUCCCGCCCGGGGCAGGUGCGGGGGCGCGCGGGGGCGCCCCGUCUGCGCCCGCGGAGGCCGGCGGCCGCAUGGAGUUCCCGGAGCACGGCGCGCGGCUGCUGGGCCGCCUGCGGCAGCAGCGGGAGCAGGGCUUCCUGUGCGACUGCACCGUGCUGGUGGGCGCCGCGCGCUUCCCGGCCCACCGCGCCGUGCUGGCCGCCUGCAGCGUCUACUUCCAUCUCUUCUACAGGGACCGGCCCGCGGGCGGCCGCGACGCCGUGCGGCUCAACGGCGACGUGGUCACGGCGCCCGCCUUCGGCCGCCUGCUGGACUUCAUGUACGGGGGCCGCCUGGACCUGCGCAGCCUGCCGGUGGAGGACGUGCUGGCCGCCGCCAGCUACCUGCACAUGUACGACGUCGUCAAGGUCUGCAAGGGCAGGCUGAGGGACAGGGGCCGCGCGCUGCCCCGGGGGCCCCCCGCCGCCCGGGCAGAGCCGCUCGGGCCGCCGCCGCGCACCCAGCCCGCCCGGGCCCCGGAGAAGGCCGGGCCGCCCCGCUCUGGGCUCUGCGCGCUCCCCCCGCGAGCCCCGGGGCCCCCUCCCUGGCAGGCCCCGGGAGACGCCGAGCGGGCCCUGGACCUGUCGCUGAAGCCGGGCCGCAGGCGGGAGCCAGCGCACGCACCGCGCGUCCUUCACACAGCCCCCCGCGUCCAGAUGCAACACGGCGCGCAGCCACCAGUGCGGGACUCGCGGGACUCGCCGUCGGAACGGGACGGCGGCGCCCACGGCCCCCCGCAGCCACCCUGCGCCCCUGCGGCCGAGCCGUCGGCGGGCGGCCGCGAGCCGGAGCCGAAGCCGGAGCCGGAUGCGGAGCUGGGGGCCCGCGGGGACGAGCUGGGCCCCGGCGCGCGCCCGUGCGUGUGCCCGCUGUGCGGCAAGCUGUUCCCCGGGGCCCACGUGCUGCAGCUGCACCUGAGCGCCCACUUCCGGGAGCGGGACGGCGGCCGGGCGCGCCUCUCGCCCGACGGCACGGUGCCCACCUGCCCGCUCUGCGGGAAGACCUUCUCGUGCACGUACACGCUGAAGAGGCACGAGCGGACCCACUCGGGCGAGAAGCCCUACACGUGCGCGCAGUGCGGCAAGAGCUUCCAGUACUCGCACAACCUGAGCCGCCACGCGGUGGUGCACACGCGCGAGAAGCCGCACGCCUGCCGCUGGUGCGAGCGCCGCUUCACGCAGUCGGGGGACCUCUACCGCCACGUCCGAAAAUUCCACUGUGGGCUGGUCAAGUCCCUGCUGGUGUGACUUGUGUUCGUGCGGCGCGAGGGGGUGGGGGUGGGCUGGAAAAGGGAGGGGAGGGGCCUCCGGGCUGGGACACCCGGAUGGAGCUGCGGCGGGGUUGGGGGGAGCCCCGGGAUCAGAGCUCCCAGCGUGGAAGACCACUGCUGCCCCUGGCGGGGACCUCACACUGGGGGUGACUCAGGGUGGCUCGGGCAGCCCUCUUCCACGCCCGGCCCCUGCUCCCUUCCUCCGACUCACGUCUGCCCCCAGCCCGUGCCCUGAUCUUAAACACCGUCUUGCCCUCCUUCCCCCUCCAGCCAGUGUCUCCUUUGCCCGGAGCUCCGGCCCAGGCUCCUUGGCUCCAGGAGGCACGUGUGUCCCCCUCCGAGGGCUCUCCUGACCACCCGCACUGGCGCACUGGCAGAGCGUGUCCCAAAAAGGGACUGUCAGCGCGUCCCAAAGCGUGUCAGAAGCUGUCAGCGUGUCCCAAAAAGGGCACUUGGACGGAACAGGCCGCCCCGGCGGGUGGCAGUGGGAGCUUCUUCGGGAGGCCCCGGGCACAGGGAGCGCGGGCAGGGGAAAUCAGGGUUCUGCAGAACCUGCCAGACGCUGAGUGGCUCCGGGGUUCCAGGUGCCGGGGUGGGAGGU